Messenger RNA from Guillardia theta CCMP2712, 1056 nucleotides. RefSeq lists its product as hypothetical. The record is from RefSeq and is a predicted model, not a curated record. Lineage: Eukaryota; Cryptophyceae; Pyrenomonadales; Geminigeraceae. The transcript has a single exon. Bases 1 to 1056 code for a protein of 351 amino acids.
AUGCAAUCUGUCAUGUCGGAUCGUGUCUACACGUUGCGUGACUGCAACCUCCGCUCUAUCCACACCCUUGAUAGGGGUUGGCUCUUCAAGUCCAUUGUCAGGACCAACAAGAUGGAGGAGGGGAACGAAUAUGGCCGGUUGGUGUUCGUGAGCUCACUGAAUAAGAUCGGUCAGAUUGUCGUCAUGACGAUCCUCAACGAGGCCUACUCCAACAUUGACACGUUCUCACUCAAGCAGCUGAGUAGGAAGAAGAAAUCGUCGAAGGAUGCAUUCCUAGACCCAUUGCUAGAGGACUUGAUCCGUGAUAUCACUAUCACCGUGGAUUUCUACGUGAAGGAUUGGCUUGAUGAUGAGAUUCUUCCCCAGAGCUUCGUUGUAUCCGACGCAAACCGAUGUGUCAGUAGGUUGUACCGUGACAUCCUGAAGCACUCGGAUACGAUUGUGGAACUGCUCCGCAAAAACAAUCCUAGAUCGUUGGUCAGGAUAAUGAAAAAACUGUUCCAUGAUCCUCUCGCGAUCAGGUACUUCAAAAAGUACGUCGAGAAGAGGGAGGAUAUCAGGGUAUUGCUCUCGAAGAAUAAGCUCGCAACCGAUAAGAAGAAGGAGAUUGAAAAGAUUUUGAAGGACGCUCCCGAGAGGUUGAAAGAGGAUCAUUCGCUGAAGGCAAAAAAGGACGAAGUGGAUAAGCUUCGAGCUGAGGUCAGCAAAUCCCUGAAGAAGUUGAUGGAUGAAGAUAAGCUCAAGAAGAAACACAUCAACAGCACUUUGUUCAAUGAUGUGAUCACUUUCCUGUUGGAUUCUAUCUUCUCGCCCUUGAAGACGUACGAGGUGCUCGAUGAAAAGUACGAGAGCAUCUUGCAGGAGAAGGAGGAGAUCCUCUCCCGUGAAGGCUUCGACAAGAAGCUGAAGAUGUUCGGUGGCGAGGAUCACAUUUUUGAGAUGAUGAAGAAGCAAGACUUCAAAUUCACUCUCAUACUCACAAGCAAGAUCGAACCACGCGAGGUUGAGGCGGAGCCCACCGACGAAGGCCCUGCGCGCAAGAAGGCGCGCGUGUGA